AUGCGCCUCCUUCUUUCCUGUCGCCCCGCUAUCAGGUCACAUUCAUCCAGGAGCUCCUCAACUCUCCUGCGCCUCUCGCAGCAACACCGGCUCAGGAUGGCAAGCUCACAAGCCUCCGUGUUCGGGCUGAAAGACCCCAGCUUGGUCAAAUUUCAGUCACUCAUCGAUGGCAAAUGGAUGGACGCACACAGCGGGGAGAAGAUUGUCGUGACAAACCCUGCGACAAACGAGGAGCUUGGGACCGUCCCGGAAAUGGGUUUAGCCGAGACCAAACAGGCAAUUGAGGCUGCAUCUAAGGCGUUCGUGAGUUGGAGCAAGACGACGGCCAAGUAUCGCCAUGAUCUCCUCCUCAAGCUCUAUGCUCUUAUGCAGCAGCACCAUGAAGAUCUGGGACGGCUCAUCACUCUGGAGAACGGCAAGCCUCUCGCCGAGGGAAAGGGCGAGAACACGUACAGCGCCUCAUUUGUUGAGUGGUUUGCUGAGGAGGCUGUCCGGACAUAUGGAAAACAAAUUCCGUCCGCAAAUCCCACUACCCGCAACAUCGUGAUUAAGCAACCCGUUGGUGUUGUCUCGAUUCUGACCCCAUGGAACUUCCCCUCCGCCAUGAUCACCCGCAAACUUGGUGCUGCCCUCGGAGCUGGAUGCACUGCAGUCAUCAAACCUCCUCCUGAGACACCAUUCUCUGCACUUGCCAUCGCUGAGCUCGCUGCACGCGCUGGGUUCCCAGAAGGCGUCAUCAACAUUGUCACGACACAAAAGAAUGUAUUGGAAGUUGGUAAGGAGAUGUGCGAAAACAAGAUUGUCAAGAAAGUCAGCUUUACUGGGUCAACACCUGUUGCGAAGCUGCUCUACGGAAUGGCUGCGUCCACUUUGAAGAAAGUCUCGCUCGAGGCUGGAGGAAACGCGCCGUUUAUUGUUUUCGACGACGCGAAUAUCGAUGAAGCUGUCGAAGCUGCUAUUCUCUGCAAAUUCCGAGGCAGUGGCCAGACAUGUGUUUGCGCCAACCGUAUUUAUGUCCAAUCCUCUGUCUACGCUGACUUUGCCUCUCGUCUCGCCGAACGGGUCGCCCAAUUCAAAGUUGGAAAUGGACUUGAGGAAGGAACCACCCAUGGUCCCCUAAUCCACACUCGUGCUGUUGAGAAAGUUGAGAAGCACGUCAACGACGCAGUCGAGAAAGGUGCACAAAUCCUCGUCGGUGGCAAGUCCAUUCCCAACACCGCCUUCUUCGUCCCGACCGUCCUCUCCGAUGUACCCGCAAACGCCCUGCUCAACACCGAGGAGACCUUCGGACCUCUCGCUGCGCUCACACGGUUCGAGACGGAGGACGAAGUCCUCAAGCUAGCAAACGACACCGAUGUCGGCUUGGCUGGAUAUUUCUUCUCGAGGGAUGUUGGAAGGGUGUGGAGGGUCGCGGAGAGGUUGGAGGUCGGCAUGGUUGGCGCGAACACGGGCUUGAUCAGCCAGGCAGUCAUUCCGUUUGGUGGGAUUAAGGAGAGUGGGCUCGGAAGGGAAGGAGGGCCGCACGGGAUUGAAGAGUAUAUGAACACGAAAUUGAUAGCAUUUGGAGGGCUUGGGGCAUAA
Messenger RNA from Cyclocybe aegerita, 1581 nucleotides. The record is from the annotation of a GenBank genome assembly. NCBI's taxonomy places the organism in Eukaryota, Fungi, Basidiomycota, Agaricomycetes, Agaricales, Hemipholiotaceae.